Molecule: messenger RNA, 6804 nt
Organism: Phycodurus eques (leafy seadragon)
Lineage: Eukaryota; Metazoa; Chordata; Actinopteri; Syngnathiformes; Syngnathidae
Gene: tjp1a
Product: tight junction protein 1a
Exons: 31
Coding region: 411-5804 (1797 amino acids)
Biological process (GO): positive regulation of blood-brain barrier permeability; cell-cell junction organization; cell-cell adhesion
Cellular component (GO): bicellular tight junction; plasma membrane
Molecular function (GO): cell adhesion molecule binding
Source: RefSeq, a predicted model, not a curated record
GACUCAUGGAUGCAGCCGCCGCCGCCGCCGCCGCAUCCGACCCGAAUCCCCUCUGCUGACUCUUUUGGAGGGGAUCAAACUCAACAAAUUAGAGGGUGGACAAAGAGAAACAAGUGGCCGCUCCCGGGCGAGCCACAACAAUGAGCCCGUCCUGCCUCAAAUUGAAUGGAUUAGCCAAUCUAUUCUGAGCUGUAAUGAGAUUAGAGGGGCAGCGCGCAGACAUGCAGGGUGGCGGCGGCGCGGUGGUACCUUUCCUUCGCCUCCCCGGGGACUGCUCCCCCUGGAAAUGGCGCUGUUGAUGCCGGGGCACCUUUGGGGACAUUCGGACGCACGCUCACCUGCGCCGCUCGUGCGGGGCGCGGAUCCCUCGAAGUAGCGCUCCAAAGUAGAGAGACGUACGGAGCCCGAAGAUGAAGUACCAGAAAUACAUCACGGUGAUGCAGAUGGCCAUGGGAGUGACAGCCUCGAACAAAGACUGCCUCCCCACCAAGAGACAGCUGUGGGUAACGCCAUCAGAUGGAGAGACGUCCCCCUCUGGUGCUCCCGAAUCUUCAGAUGGGCCUAUUGGUGCUACUGGGGGUGCUGGUGCUAUGGCCAUGCCUGCCACGUCCACGCUAUCCCUGCCCAUGAGCCAGGGAAAACCUUCCUUACGUCGAAUCAAAGGCCGCAUUCACCGCAGUAAGAGCCUAGACAGCAUUGAUCUGCUUGACUCCAAUAGCGCAGCGAUGGAGGAAACAGUCAUAUGGGAACAGCACACAGUGACCCUUCACAGGGCUGCUGGAUUUGGGUUUGGUAUUGCCAUCUCAGGUGGGCGAGACAACCCACAUUUUCAAAGCGGGGAGACCUCCAUUGUGAUAUCUGAUGUUUUAAAAGGAGGUCCAGCAGAGGGAUUGCUGCAAGAAAAUGAUCGUGUGGUAAUGGUGAAUGCAGUGUCUAUGGACAACGUGGAGCAUGCAUAUGCUGUGCAACAACUGCGCAAAAGUGGCAAAAAUGCAAAGAUCACUAUUCGGAGGAAAAGGAAAGUACAGAUCCCUGUUUCUCGACCAGGGGACAGGGAGACCAUGUCAGAACAUGAGGAAGACGACAGUAAUGAGGAAGAUGGCUAUGAGCAUCACAGUGGUCGUGGAGGCCCAAGUGCCUAUACAGGCGCAAGUGGAGGCACGAGCAGUAGUAGGCGACACGAUCGUGAACGUAGCAGCAGUGGACGACGGGAUCAGAGUGCCUCACGGGAAAGGAGCAUCUCACCACGCUCUGAUCGACGUUCACAAGCCUCCUCUGCUCCCAGCAGACCUUCCAAGGUCACACUUGUCAAGUCGCGGAAGAAUGAAGCAGAAUAUGGACUGCGGUUAGCUAGCCACAUCUUUGUGAAGGACAUCUCUGCUGAGAGCCUUGCUGCCAGGGAUGGGAACAUCCAGGAGGGAGAUGUUGUUUUGAAGAUCAAUGGCACAGUUACUGAGAACCUAUCAUUGAUAGAUGCCAAGAAGCUGAUUGAGCGAUCAAAGGGCAAGCUGAAAAUGGUUGUUCAGAGAGAUGACCGAGCCACGCUCCUGAACAUUCCUGAUUUAGAUGACAGCAUUCCCUCAGCCAAUAACUCGGAUAGAGAUGACAUUUCGGAAAUACAUUCACUGACAUCAGACCAUUCCAGUCGAUCCCGUGGCCGGGGUCGAUCACGCUCACCUGACAAGAAUGAGCCAUCGGACCAUCUCCGGCUCUCACCUCGGCAGAUCACUAAUGGCAGUCAUCGAAGUCGAGAUGAGGAGCAGUCUAAACCAGGGGCUAUGUCCACGCCAGUCAAAAGCUCUGAUGAUGGUGUCUUGUCUCAGUCUAGUGACCAAACCAGCUCCAGAGAUGACAAACAGUUACCUCCGCUGCCUGAACCAAAGCCUGUGUAUGCACAGCCUGGCCAGCCUGAUGUGGACCUGCCAGUCAGCCCCUCUGACGCACCUGUCCCCAGCGCUGCUCAUGAUGACAGUAUCCUCAGGCCAAGUAUGAAGCUGGUAAAGUUCAAAAAGGGAGAAAGUGUUGGUCUUCGGCUAGCUGGAGGAAACGACGUUGGAAUUUUUGUAGCGGGAGUUUUGGAGGACAGUCCUGCAGCCAAGGAAGGACUGGAAGAAGGGGACCAGAUUCUCAGGGUGAACAAUGUGGACUUUGCCAACAUAAUUAGGGAAGAGGCGGUGUUGUUUCUGCUUGAUCUCCCGAGAGGAGAGGAAGUUACAAUCCUCGCUCAGAAGAAGAAAGAUGUGUAUCGGAGAAUAGUGGAGUCAGAUGUGGGCGACUCCUUCUACAUUCGCACACAUUUUGAAUAUGAAAAAGAGUCACCAUAUGGCUUGAGCUUUAACAAGGGCGAGGUGUUCCGAGUGGUAGACACCCUCUACAAUGGCAAAUUAGGAUCCUGGCUUGCUAUUCGCAUUGGCAAGAACCAUCAGGAGGUGGAGAGGGGCAUCAUACCCAACAAGAACAGGGCUGAGCAGCUGUCCAGUGUGCAGUACACCCUCCCCAAAACACCAGGGGGUGAUAGAGCGGAUUUCUGGCGAUUCCGUGGCUUGCGAAGCUCAAAGAGGAAUUUGCGGAAGAGCAGGGAUGACCUAUCAGCACAACCGGUUCAGACUAAGUUCCCCGCCUAUGAGAGGGUGGUGCUUAGGGAAGCUGGGUUCCUGAGGCCUGUGGUCAUCUUUGGGCCAAUAGCAGACGUGGCAAGAGAAAAGCUGGCCAGAGAAGAGCCUGAUGUCUUUGAAUUAGCAAAAACACAGCAACAACAAGGAGGAGAAAAAAGUGAACCAAGGGAUGCUGGAACUGACCAGAAAAGCUCUGGCAUCAUUCGCCUGCACACCAUCAAACAGAUUAUUGACCGGGACAAACAUGCGGUGCUGGACAUCACCCCGAAUGCAGUGGACCGCUUGAACUACGCACAGUGGUAUCCAAUUGUAGUGUUUCUCAACCCUGACACAAAGCAAGGCGUCAAGAACAUGAGGACCAGACUCUGUCCUGAGUCUCGGAAGAGUGCCAGGAAGCUCUAUGAACGAGCCCUAAAAUUGAGGAAGAACAAUCACCAUCUCUUCACCACAACGAUUAACUUGAACAACAUGAAUGAUGGAUGGUUUGGAGCACUGAAGGAAAUAAUCCAGCAGCAGCAAAACCAACUUGUGUGGGUUUCAGAGGGCAAGGCUGAUGGAGCAGCAGAGGACGAUCUGGAUAUCCAUGACGACCGUCUGUCCUAUCUGUCUGCACCAGGCAGUGAGUAUUCCAUGUACAGCACCGACAGCCGCCACACCUCUGACUACGAGGACACUGACACGGAGGGUGGAGCCUACACCGACCAGGAGUUGGACGAAACCCUGAAUGACGAUGUGGGUCCUCCUACGGGGCCUGCCAUCACCCGCUCAUCUGAGCCUGUCCGAGAGGACCCGCCUGUCAUCCAGGAAGCACCUGGCUACGCUGGUUACCAACACGCAUUGCAGUCUGACCCCCUGAACCGCAUCGACCCGGCUGGUUUCAAGACACCAGCGCCGCAGCAGAAAGCAGAAGCCACUGCCACCCCUAGCAACCCCCAGCUCUCUGACCCCCUGGCUGAGACAGUGACCCCUGCUGUAAAAACUGUAGAGGGCCUGAGCCCUGGCGAGGCUCCUGGAGCUCUCCACAGCCUACCAAGUCCCAACCCAGAGGCUGGCUCACUAAAGAGGCCCACGCCUGAGCUAGCCCCUGAGAGUGUCACAUCAGAACCAAGACAGUCUGGACUGGACAGUUCAGAACCAAAGAUGUUUCAAAAGGAUCCAUACAGCCCAGAUAGCACAGGGAGACCUGGUUCUGCUAUGAAACCUGGAAUUUACAACCCUCAGCAGGGAUAUCACCCUGACCAGCAGCCGUACAGAGAUUACGACCACCCACCCAGUCGAUAUGAUGGCAACAGUGGAGGUGGUUAUCUAGAACCAAAGUACCGAAAUUAUGACUCUCAGCCGCCGUUUGAGAACAGUGUGCCUCACUACGACCAGCAACAGUGGAACCCUUACGGCCAGACAGACUCUACUGCCAACUCCCAGGACUAUGAUCCACGCCUCCCAUACAGCGAUAGCCUCGAGUCUCAGCAUACCCAUCCACUCCGCUUCGAUGAGCUUCCACCUCAGCAGGGAUUCGACGGACGGCCUCGCUAUGGUAAACCCACAGUUCAGGGGCCUGUCCGCUACGAUGAUCCCCCACCCCUUUCUCCAGGACAUGACCUGCACUACAACCAUGAUUCUCAACUAACCUCUCACUCUUCGGCUGGCCGCUCUCCCAGUGGCCAGUGGCCUGCCUACAGCCAGGGACCAACACCGCACGUAAAAGGCUACAAACCUCAGCAGUAUGACACUACUCCUGUAAACUCUGACACCAGCCCCACAUCACCUCCCAAAGCAGAGGUCUCCUCACUUUCCCCUGUAGACACUUCAAAGCCUGACACUGCCAGAAAUAAGUUACACGAAGAUGAUCCUGCCAUGCAACCACAGUCGGUCCUAACAAGGGUCAAGAUGUUUGAGAACAAACGUUCUGUUUCCGUUGACCGGGCCAGAGAUACAGCAGAUCCAUCUGGGAACAAGGUCACAGAUUUGCCCUUGAAAGCAGGGGGAAUCAUCCCAAAAGCGAAUUCUUUGAGCAACCUGGACUCAGAAAACAGGUUUAGAGUCCCAGAGCCUCAGAAACCUCUGUCCACAGUGGCUGAUGACAUUGUGCGUUCCAACAAUUAUGACCCAGAUGAGGAUGAGGACUACUACAGGAAACAGCUCUCUUACUUUGACAGGCUCCAGACUGGCCCCGCCAAACCACAAGCUCAAGCACAACCAACGCACAACUUCUCCAGAACUGAAUCAAUGGAGAAACCAAGUGCAGCAGAGAAACGAUAUGAACCAGUACCCCAGUUGACACCCUCUCUGCCACCAGCCACACUUCCCAAGCCCUCAACUGAAGCCAAGCAUCCUUACAGAGAGGACACUGUCCAGAGCAACUUCCUGCCUCACAAAGGUUUUCCUGAGAAGCCUCCAGUGAAUGGCACUAGUGAAAAGCCUCCGAAAACAAUCACUAGCAGCGGGGCUCCACCGGCACCUAGCUACAACCGCUAUGUGCCCAAACCUUACACAACCUCUGCAAGGCCUUUCGAGCGCAAGUUUGACAGUCCCAAAUUCAACCACAACCUUCUGCCCAAUGACAAGCCAGAUAUGGCCUCAAAGAGUCAGAGUGCAAGCCCAGUGAAGCCCUCCCAGUCACACAACACAGACCAUGACAGUGGCCUUGAUACGUUCACUCGUACAACGGAUCAUCGCUCCAAGCAUCAGCACAACAAUAUCAACACAGUGCCCAAAGCAAUCCCCGUGAGCCCCACUGCCCUGGACGAUGAUGAUGAUGAAGAUGAGGGCCACACAGUGGUUGCGACUGCUCGAGGCAUCUUCAACACCAAUGGUGGCGUCCUGAGCUCCAUUGAGACAGGUGUCAGCAUUAUCAUCCCUCAAGGCGCCAUUCCUGAAGGUGUGGAACAGGAGAUCUACUUCAAGGUCUGCCGAGAUAACAGCAUCCUGCCUCCGCUUGACAAGGAGAAAGGGGAGACUCUGCUGAGCCCUCUAGUGAUGUGUGGACCUCACGGCCUCAAGUUUUUGAAGCCUGUGGAGCUGCGCUUACCUCACUGUGCGUCAAUGACCCCUGAUGGUUGGUCUUUUGCUCUAAAAUCCUCCGACUCCUCGUCGGGUGACCCCAAAAACUGGCAGAACAAAUCGCUCCCUGGAGACCCCAACUAUCUGGUGGGAGCCAAUUGCGUGUCUGUGCUCAUCGACCACUUUUAAGUGGGGAGGGGCCAGCAGGUGCGAUGUUACUGAAUAUGAAUCGUUGGUGGAUAAACACGGACACACACACACACACACGGACACACACACAGCUACACUCUCCGACUCCCCAUGGUAGUGUGAAGAAGAUCCAGUCAGUGCUGUUUACGACUGGGCACUGAAGAUUUAUUAAGUAAUUUUUUCCCCCAAAUGAAGUCUAGAAGUCGUGAAAUGAAACCACUGAUGCAUGCACCCGCCCCUCCUACUAAGGUUUGUUAUAUACAGUGUACACAAUGAGGUUUUUACAUGCCAUACAUAGAUGGUUUUCCAAUUUGCGCCACCAGCGAACAUGUUUUACAAACCAGUGUCGUGUAUUUAUGCUAUAUAUGCAUACAGUAUAUAUAGUAGUCUAGACACAAUGUAUAUGGUAAUGUAUUUUACUUCUGAUUUCAACCUCCUGUUAUUUUUUCAGUUCAGGUGACUGAAUUUGAAUUUAAAUAUGUAUCCGCAUUCCUCCAUUUGGUGGGAAUCUGAUGAAGGUGUUAGUCUGAGAUGAGACAGUUGGAGUUUGAAGGUCAGCUGGAUCUGAAAGCCAAGCAGCACACGUUAACCUUUAUUCUUCCUCUGUUGCACCUUUUCUUCCAGUCGGAUCUUGUAGCUUGAGUUUUUCUCUCUCCUUCCAGCUUGAGGGAGAUCUAUGCAUGUUCUACUCAGGUCCAGCGGCCUCCUCAGUUGCUUCCUCACGUUUCAUUCUCAUCUCGUUUUGCACUCUUGCAUUCAAACACAAUAAGCAGUGAUGCCUUAUCUGCAGAUCACCUCUUUUCAUGAAGAAAAUAAUUUAUGAUUAAUAACUCUCUAGUGUUGUUUGGGCUGCCAUUUUUGUUAACCCAGUCUAUAAGCCAACUCGGGUUCAGCACACAGUUGAGAGAGGAUAACACAUUUCUGUUGGUCUUUUGUCUCCUAUGCAUUACUUUGAGAAAAAAAAAAAACAUAGAAGAAAAAGAGAGGCUGUAAAUAAUGC